Molecule: messenger RNA, 1000 nt
Organism: Lates calcarifer (barramundi perch)
Lineage: Eukaryota; Metazoa; Chordata; Actinopteri; Centropomidae
Gene: pqbp1
Product: polyglutamine binding protein 1
Exons: 7
Coding region: 87-752 (221 amino acids)
Biological process (GO): alternative mRNA splicing, via spliceosome
Cellular component (GO): nuclear body; cytoplasm
Molecular function (GO): ribonucleoprotein complex binding; protein binding
Source: RefSeq, a predicted model, not a curated record
ACAAACGUUGCGACGUCAUCAUUGUGCGCGGCGUGUGCUGUUUUGGGAAGUCGUGUCGUCCAUUCUGUCGAUUUUCCAAAAAGAGGAUGCCUUUACCUCCAGCACUGCUGGCCCGCUUGGCCAAGAGAGGGAUUGUUAAACCGACAGAGCAAGAGGUAGAUGAGGAGAUUAUUGCUGAAGAUUAUGAUGACAACAAUGUAGAUUAUGAAGCCACCAGACUAGAGAAUCUACCACCAAAUUGGUACAAAGUGUUUGACCCUGCUUGUGGUCUUCCUUAUUACUGGAAUGUGGAGACAGAUUUGGUGGCCUGGCUGUCCCCAAAUGACCCGUCUGCAGUGGUAACAAAAGCUGCCAAGAAACUAAGAGCUGACGGAGGUGAAGAAAGAAUUGAGAGGCAGUUUGAGAAACUGGACAGAGAGAGAGAGCGCGACAGAGACAGAGAUCGGGAAAGGGACCGGGACAGAGACCGGGAGAGGGACGACGGGAGAGACAGAAGAAAGCAGAGGAGGGAAGACAUUGCACCAUAUGGCAAGAGCAAACGAGGUAGAAAAGAUGAUGAGAUGGACCCCAUGGAUCCAAGUGCUUAUUCUGAUGCUCCAAGGGGCACAUGGUCAAGCGGCCUGCCCAAGCGUAAUGAAGCAAAGACAGGUGCAGAUACCACAGCGGCAGGGCCUCUGUUCCAACAGCGGCCGUACCCCAGUCCAGGAGCUGUGCUUCGGGCUAACGCAGCAAACCAGUUACCCAAAGAGUAAGCUCCACUCCCAGGAAGAAAACAACCAACAAAGACGCAGCUCGUCUCUUUUCAGUUUUCUUUUCAUUGUGAAAUGUGUGGACAUGUGAGAAAACAGAGUGCUCAGCUUUUGUACCACCAGUGCAUUCAUACUCAUGUGUAGAACAGUUGUAAAUAUGUUUUUAUAUGACCUAAAUAUUGACCCUCUUGUUGUUAUUAGGGCAAUUAGUGUGCAUCAUUUGCUAAUAAAUUUAAGGGUUACUGUGAAAA